AUGGACGCGCCCGGCGGAGCGCGGGAGCCCCGCUUCGGGUCGCCGUAUAGUAUGGGAAUCCUCGGCGAGAUGCCGGACAUGUACGGAGCUGGCCGGCCGCCCAGCGCGCUCGGCGGCGGCGGGCUGCGGCCCGGCAUGCAGCCCUGUCCCAUGCCGCGCGCCGGAGUCAAGCGGCCCUCAGACCAGUGCUACGACGAGAGAGCGCAGCAGGGGGUCGGCCUGGAGCACUGCCCCAUGCCCGACAUAGCAGACGACGGCUAUGCUUCUCUUCAGCCCAAGAAGUCGCCACCUUCCAAUGGCAAAAAGACCAAGGGUCGUGUGAAGAUCAAAAUGGAAUACAUUGACAACAAACUGCGACGGUACACGACAUUCUCCAAACGGAAGACUGGGAUUAUGAAGAAGGUAAUCGAGAAGUCGGGACGUAAUCAAUUUGACAGCUAA
Messenger RNA from Spodoptera littoralis (African cotton leafworm), 441 nucleotides. The record is from the annotation of a GenBank genome assembly. Lineage: Eukaryota; Metazoa; Arthropoda; Insecta; Lepidoptera; Noctuidae.